AGAGGAACAUCUAAGAAAACAGGAGUAAAAGCAAUGAGACGCUCCAAAUUGAAGCUCCACUGUGAGGAACCCUCUGAGAGGCGGUUCUGCUGCUCCAUCUGUGACAAGAGCUUCACUAUAGAGUUCAGUCUCCUCAAACACAUGAAGCUCCAUUCUGGAGAGAAACCGUUCCACUGCAGUCACUGUGGCAAAACCUUCACCCAGUUAUUCAACCUGAUGUCUCACCUGAGGACACACACUGGAGAAAAGCCUUUCCUGUGUAGCCAGUGUGGAAAAAGUUUCUCUUAUGUCUCCAAUCUAAAAACUCACCUGAGAAUUCACACUGGAGAAAAACCUUUCCUGUGUAGCCAGUGUGGAAAAAGUUUCUCUCAAGCCUCCACGCUCAAUAAGCACCAGAGAAUACACACUGGAGAGAAACCCUACGCCUGUCAGACCUGCAAGAAAUGCUUCUCAAACUCCUCCUCACUCAAUAAGCACCAGAGAAUACACACUGGAGAGAAACCCUACGCCUGUCAGACCUGCGAGAAACGCUUCUCAGACUCCUCCAUGCUCAAUAAGCACCAGAGAAUACACACUGGAGAGAAACCCUACGCCUGUCAGACCUGCGAGAAACGCUUCUCAGACUCCUCCACGCUCAAUAAGCACCAGAGAACACACACUGGAGAGAAACCCUACGCCUGUCAGACCUGCGAGAAACGCUUCUCAGACUCAUCCACGCUCAAUACGCACCAGAGAACACACACUGGAGAGAAACCCUACGCCUGUCAGACCUGCGAGAAACGCUUCUCAGUCUCCUCCACGCUCAAUAAGCACCAGAGAACACACACUGGAGAGAAACCCUACGCCUGUCAGACCUGCGAGAAACGCUUCUCAGUCUCCUCCACGCUCAAUAAGCACCAGAGAACACACACUGGAGAGAAACCCUACGCCUGUCAGACCUGCGAGAAACGCUUCUCAGUCUCCUCCACGCUCAAUAAGCACCAGAGAACACACACUGGAGAGAAACCCUACGCCUGUCAGACCUGCGAGAAACGCUUCUCAGUCUCCUCCACGCUCAAUAAGCACCAGAGAACACACACUGGAGAGAAACCCUACGCCUGUCAGACCUGUGAGAAACGCUUCUCAGACUCCUCCACACUUAAUAAGCACCAGAGAACACACACUGGAGAGAAACCGUACCAAUGUAUGACGUGUGGGAAGAGUUUUGGACAGUCGGCUCACCUCAUGAAGCAUCACUGCUCACAUAAUCGCAAAUCCUUUAAACGUUCUUCAGAUCCAGAUCUGGAAUAUAGACAUUAA
This is a messenger RNA of Tachysurus vachellii, 1299 nucleotides long. RefSeq names its product zinc finger protein 271-like. NCBI's taxonomy places the organism in Eukaryota, Metazoa, Chordata, Actinopteri, Siluriformes, Bagridae. The coding region runs from base 34 to 1299 and encodes 421 amino acids. The record is from RefSeq and is a predicted model, not a curated record. Gene Ontology annotation, molecular function: DNA-binding transcription factor activity, RNA polymerase II-specific; RNA polymerase II transcription regulatory region sequence-specific DNA binding. Gene Ontology annotation, cellular component: nucleus. The transcript has a single exon. Gene Ontology annotation, biological process: regulation of transcription by RNA polymerase II.